Danaus chrysippus (African queen) is the source of this 2142-nucleotide messenger RNA. The record is from the annotation of a GenBank genome assembly. NCBI's taxonomy places the organism in Eukaryota, Metazoa, Arthropoda, Insecta, Lepidoptera, Nymphalidae.
AUGGGGGUUCUGGGGCAGUGGGCAGCGGGGCUGGUAUGGGUUGUGUUGGCGUCGGCACUAGCUGACUCCUGGACAGCCUAUCAAGAGCAGCCUUGCUGUCGGCCUGUGACGCACCAUCGUAUUAGACAUCACAGAGAUCACAUAAGAGAAUUCUCCUGUGGGAAUCUUUUUUAUCGUACACUGUAUAUGAAUGAAGAAAGAAACACGCUUUACGUCGGUGCAAUGGAUCGAAUAUUUAAGCUUAAUAUGUCAGAUAUAAGCCAAUCACAUUGUGAGAGAGAUGCACUGCUAUUAGAAGCAAGUAACGUAGCGCGAUGUGUAAGCAAAGGCAAAUCAGAGCCGUUUGAGUGCAGAAACCACAUCCGAGUACUCCAGCCGCUUGGCGAUGGUGAGCGCUUGUACGUGUGCGGCACCAACGCACACAGUCCAAAAGACUUCGUGGUUUAUUUGAACCUGACACAUCUACCGAGGCACGAAUACGUGCCAGGAGUGGGCUUGGGGGUUGCCAAGUGUCCCUACGACCCAGCAGACAAUAGCACUGCGGUGUGGGUCACGCAGGGCAAUCCCGGCGGCUUGCCAGCUCUUUACGCGGGCACUAAUGCCGAAUUUACUAAAGCGGAUCCGGUCAUAUUUAGAAAUGACCUCUUUGAUUUUCGAACAGGUCAAAAGAGGUUUAACUUCAAACGGACUCUCAAGUAUGACUCCAAAUGGCUGGAUAAAACCAAUUUCGUGGGGUCAUUUGACGUCGGUGAAUACGUUCUUUUCUUUUUUCGUGAAACCGCCGUGGAGUUCAUGAAUUGUGGGAAAGCAGUUUACUCUCGGGUAGCAAGAGUAUGCAAACAUGACACCGGCGGCAAGCACAUUCUAAGCCAAAAUUGGGCUACUUAUUUGAAAGCCAGGCUCAACUGUAGCAUACCAGGAGAAUUUCCGUUCUACUUUGAUGAAAUACAGAGCGUAUAUCAAAUGCCUGGUGAUCCCAGUAGAUUCUACGCAGCUUUUACGACCGGCGCCAGUGAUGGCUUAAUCGGAUCUGCAAUUUGUACAUACACCAUGGAAGAUAUUCAAGAAGCUUUUGCCGGCAGGUUCAAAGAGCAAGCGACUUCGAGUUCAGCGUGGCUGCCAGUACUAAGAGCCAGGGUACCCUCCCCGCGACCGGGAACCUGUGUUAACUCUACAGAAGCAUUACCUGACAAUGUUCUUAACUUUAUAAGAUCUCAUCCGUUAAUGGAUUCGGCAGUGCGUCAUGAAGGAGAUACUCCAGCGUUUUACAAACGUGACCUGGUUCUCACAACCUUAGUGGUGGACAGACAGUUUGUUGAUAUGCUUGGAGAUGAUAUCACAUACACAGUAUUCUAUGCUGGCACCAGUCAGGGUGAGGUAUAUAAGAUAGUUCAGUGGACGGGGGGCGGAUCUCGUGUGGCAGAUGUGUGGCGCGCCGCUGGUGACGAACCUGUCAGAGCUCUGGCUAUCUCAAGACAACUUCAUGAGCUAUACCUUGCCACAGACAAUCGGCUGAGACAACUUCCGCUACGUGCGUGCGCGCAUCGUUACGACAGUUGCAUGCGCUGUGUGCUAGACCCCUACUGCGGUUGGGACAAGGAAGUAGGAGCAUGUCGUCCAUACGCCCCCGGGCUACUUCACGACGCCACAAACUCCACACCAUCGAUCUGUGAAGCCAGCGCCCCUCUGAAAACAGUCAGGGCGGGCUACGGUCAGAGUAUACAUCUGGCCGCAUUUGGAAAAACGCCAGAGGCGCUAAAAGAUCAGCACGUUACUUGGUACCACCAUUCCAGGGAGAAGGGUCGUUAUAAAAUCAUUUACAACUGGGAGCGAGUGCUUCAGACGUCAGAGCGCGGUUUAGUGCUACUGUCGGUGUCAGAUUCUGACAGAGGACGUUACGAAUGCUAUUAUGGGCCCACACUCAUCGCUUCGUAUAAUUUAGACAUAGAUAUUCACAGAUGUACCCAACCUAACAAAUCUCAGGAGUAUAAACAAGUUUACUCGGACUGGUGUCACGAAUUUGAAAAAUAUAAAAGUGCAAUGAAAGCCUGGGAAUCGAGACAACUGCAAUGCUCCAAAAACACGAAUGCAUCGAGCCAGCAAAACAGCAUGAGCAACGAGAUAGUGGCCUCCCUGCGGUGA